CUUUUUCCGAGUUGCUGUAAACAAGAGGGAAUUUUCAACUUUUUUGCACAAACUCGUGAAUUUUGUGAAAAGAAAGAGGUGUUAAGCGCAAAUUUGAGGCCUAGGAAGCUGGAUCCCAGAGCCGGACUGCCAUAAAUCAUCACUGAAGCAGCAGGAGGAAGAAUAAAGCACGAAGGGAAGAAAGGAGCAAAAACCAAAAAAAACAGAUUACUUAACGAAGAAAAGGUGGCUUCUCGUGAGUUUCGUGCGUGCUGUGCUAUCCCCGGGAACCUUUUCUGUGCUAGAUUACUGUUUGCGGAGACGGUGGGAGAGGGUUAGUAAAAAUAGUUUUCCAUCGACGGCCGUCGUUGCAUCGGAAUCUCGGCCACCGCAGUCCCGCGCACAAAAUGGCUCGCUCCAUAAGCCCGGGGGGAUACUCGAACUACGAGGACGACUCGCUGUUCCAGAACGCCGCCUUCACGCACGACAUCAGUGAGCAGAUGCGCGUUCCGAAGCGGAUCCGGGCCACCGGAGACUACUUCGAUGAUCACGAGCGAGAUGUGCUGCCAAACGGGAACGGAGAAAUCAACUCGUGGAACUACCAUAACAAGAUCGAUAUGACCGUACCGGACCGUAUCGUGGUGCUUGGCCAGGAUCAGCAUUUGGUUCUUACGUCAGGCACGAAAUCGGCUCCGCGAGAGAUCAUGCUGGAGAAUUCCAUCCUGCCGAAGGAUCCGGGGUUCGUGCGGGUGUCCACACCGCCCCGUGUGAUCACGCUCAACGAGCACCACUUCCCGUCGGCCUCCGAUGAGCCGGAAGAGAACGCCAAAGAUCUCGAGCAGGAGGAUGACUACGGGCCGGCUUCCCUGGAAUCGCUCGAAGACCCCAACAACAGCCAGGUGUUCUACUCGCGACCGUCGGCCUCUCGUGCUGGCCACUCCCGAGAACCUACCGCGAAGCGAUCCGCAUUCUCCAAGUACAACAAUGAGCUGACACUGACCAGAAGCAUGCGCGAAGAAACACCAACAUUCGGUGGCAGCCUGGAGAACCUAACGCCCUCCGAGGAAGUAACGCACUUACGGCGCCAGGUGGCCAAGAUCAACCGGCGCCUACUGGCUCUUGAGCUGGAUUCGGUGCAGAUGCAGCAGCGAGAAAAGAUCAUGUACUGCGUCGGCAUGGCGUACCUGCUGUUCAAAACCUUCGUGUGGCUAAGCCGGAAAUAGAGCGGUCAUGGCCAUGGCAUGAAGCGUAUGCAGCGUCCAAGAAAGGAACAACGUUCGUUACUGCUUUCAGCACCGCGACGCGACAUGAAUUGGUUUUUUGGGUUACAGGAGCGGGGUUUCUUGUCUUUAUGUGAUGGUGCAAACUAAUGGAGAUUUGGAAAAAUAUGCGAAUGGGAACACCACGCGGCGACAUCCGUCGGUCGGUCGGUUAUUUCUCGUCAGUGGUACAGAUUUAAAGACGAAAGUAUUUCCAUAAACACAACCUAUGCUAGAUGAAUAGAUUUCCCAAGA
Anopheles aquasalis is the source of this 1493-nucleotide messenger RNA. It is a transcript of the gene Tango11, whose product is annotated as transport and golgi organization 11. The record is from RefSeq and is a predicted model, not a curated record. NCBI's taxonomy places the organism in Eukaryota, Metazoa, Arthropoda, Insecta, Diptera, Culicidae.